Carica papaya (papaya) is the source of this 1414-nucleotide messenger RNA. RefSeq names its product peroxidase N1-like. Gene Ontology annotation, molecular function: heme binding; peroxidase activity. Gene Ontology annotation, biological process: hydrogen peroxide catabolic process; response to oxidative stress. Lineage: Eukaryota; Viridiplantae; Streptophyta; Magnoliopsida; Brassicales; Caricaceae. The record is from RefSeq and is a predicted model, not a curated record.
UCAAAAAAUCACACAGCCUUACCACACUCUUAUUCCAAGCUUGCUUUUGUUUUAACAAAACUAAGCGGAACAGAAAAAAAAAAAAAUGAUGUCUACUACUGUCUAUUUCUUGAUAUUUUUGUUUGCUGCACUUGGCAUGCAUGCGACCUUAGCGUAUGGUCAAGGUACCCGUGUCGGCUUCUACUCCACUACAUGCCCACAAGUGGAGUCGAUCGUUAGAUCAGCAGUGCAAGCUCGUUUUAAUACCGACCCUACAAUUGCUCCUGGGUUGCUCAGGAUGCACUUUCAUGAUUGUUUUGUUCGUGGUUGUGAUGGUUCGAUCCUUAUUGAGGGGUCAAACACUGAACAAACUGCUAUUCCUAACUCAAAUUUAAGAGGAUUUGAUGUUAUUCAAAAUGCCAAGACUCAACUUGAUUCUAUAUGUCCUGGAGUUGUCUCUUGCUCUGAUAUCCUUGCCCUUGCUGCACGUGAUUCUGUGGUCCUGACUGGAGCACGUAGUUGGCCAGUUCCUACGGGGAGAAGAGAUGGAAGAGUUUCACUGGCAUCUGAAGUUGGUCCCAACAUUCCUGCAUUUACUGACUCUGUUAAUGAGCAAAAACGAAAAUUUUCUAUAAAAAAUCUCAACACUCAGGAUCUUGUCGUCCUUGCAGGUGGACAUACCAUUGGAACUGCAGCAUGUGCUGUAAUUACAGGCAGACUAUUCAACUUCAAUGGAACAGCUGGUGCAUCUGAUCCUUCCAUAAGCCCGUCAUUUCUCCCAGUAUUGAAAUCUCUUUGUCCCCAAGAUGGCAAUGCAGGAACACGUGUACCAUUAGACACAGGAAGUGUAGACAAAUUUGACACAUCUUACUUUACAAACUUGAGAGAUGGCAAAGGAGUUCUCCAAUCCGAUAAGGUGUUGUGGACAGACACUUCCACCAGACCUAUUGUCCAACGAUUCUUCGCCCUUAAUGCUUUCAGCAUUGAAUGCAGAUCCAUGAUUAAAAUGAGUAACAUUGGAGUUCUAACUGGCACGCAAGGUGAAUUUCGUAAAGUUUGCGGAAAAUUAACUAAGCAUCACUAAGUAAUUAAAUAAAGUUAUGUACGAUUGGUGUACUAUAUUGUCAAGUGCUAGUAAAAGUGAUAUAUAUAUAUAUAUAUCUCUAUAUGGCGUAAGCUAUAUAGUUAGCAAAGCAUGUUAGUCAAGGCUAAAAUAAGGAGAGAAAAUAAUAGAGAUGCAAGUUGUCGGUUAAAAGGAAAUCAUUGAAGUAGACACGCGCGGUGACGGAUUUGUCUUCUGUCACUCGCUCAGCUUCUUAAUUUUCUUCACAAAUGUGUUUUGUUUCCCACACGAAUACUUGUACCACAAGAUCUAGCUAUCUGCCUAGUUUGUUAUGAACUUUGAUUAUCUCUGUUAAAUCAACAUAUAUUACCA